AAGUUCCUUCCUUUUUAAUAUAAAUUAAAAUCUAACAUAUUAACACAGCUCAGCUUCUUCUUCUUCAAUCAUUUCUUAAACUGAAAACAAAAAUGGCGGUCAACACUCCCCUUCUCUCUUUCCUCUUCAUCAUCGCCGUCUCCACCAUCUCCGUCGUGUCGGCGCAAGAUUGUGUAUACACAGUAUACAUUAGAACCGGAUCAAUAUUCAAAGCCGGAACCGACUCGAUCAUGAGCGUCAGACUCUACGAUCAAUUCGGCUACUACAUCGAGAUCCCGAAUCUUGAGACAUGGGGGGGCCUGAUGGGGCCGGAUUACAAUUACUUCGAGAGGGGCAAUCUCGACAUUUUCAGCGGCAGAGCACCCUGUUUGACCGCCCCAGUUUGCGCUCUGAACUUGACCUCCGACGGAAGUGGGCCCCACCAUGGGUGGUACUGUAACUACGUUGAGGUCUCUGUAACUGGUGUGCACGCGCCUUGCUCGCAGCAGCUGUUUACGAUUGAGCAGUGGCUGGCUACUGAUGCGUCGCCGUAUGAGUUGACUGCUCUCAGAAAUAAUUGCGAUGGUGAGGAAAGUGUUGAUAAGGUCAAGUCUGCUUCUAAUGCAGCCAUGUAAUUGUGAGGUUUAUUUUCUUUUCAUGUAUUUUUGGUGUGUGAACUCAUUUGAUGCAAUUAAUAAUAAUAAUAAUUAUAAUAAUAAAUUCAUAAACUA
This is a messenger RNA of Mercurialis annua (annual mercury), 710 nucleotides long. Its product is annotated as PLAT domain-containing protein 3-like. Gene Ontology annotation, molecular function: protein binding. The coding region runs from base 93 to 614 and encodes 173 amino acids. The record is from RefSeq and is a predicted model, not a curated record. The transcript is spliced from 2 exons. NCBI's taxonomy places the organism in Eukaryota, Viridiplantae, Streptophyta, Magnoliopsida, Malpighiales, Euphorbiaceae.